Messenger RNA from Phytophthora nicotianae INRA-310, 2398 nucleotides. RefSeq lists its product as hypothetical. NCBI's taxonomy places the organism in Eukaryota, Oomycota, Peronosporomycetes, Peronosporales, Peronosporaceae. The transcript has a single exon. Bases 24 to 2282 code for a protein of 752 amino acids. The record is from RefSeq and is a predicted model, not a curated record.
UUACAAAAACGCUCAAGGCUGCGAUGGCGACCCCAGUUUCCACCGGCUCGCAGCGCAAGUUUGGCCCGAAAUGGGAACUCAAGUACGCGGUGGCUGUGACGGAGCGCGACCAGCUGACACAGCUGCCUACGAAGGCUGUGUGCCUGAUGUGUCAGGCCUUCGAGCGUGAGGAGGCUGUGGGUGCCAAGCGCAAGAAGACCAGCCGCGUGCGCAGCUUCUCGGCGCCCUGGCGGCCUGACAAUAUGAAGCGCCACAUGGAGCAGCAGCACCCGAUGCGCUGGGAAGAGUAUCAGAAACUUCCGGACGGCGAGAAGCGCGCUUAUUUCUCUUCUCGUGAAGAUAUGGUCAUGCCCGGAGGAGAUGUGGCGGUGUCUCCAAUGGUUAGUGAACCGACGCCUAGUGCUGAAGCCUACACUCUCGCUGCUCAAUAUAGAGCCUUCCUGAUCGACAAAGACAUCGUUGAGGAACUCAUUGCUGGUGUUUUAUUCAAGACAACCAACGACGAAUACCAGAACGCGUGGAAUGUACCACUGACAUUCUCUUUGCUAGAGGAAGCCAGUACGGGGCUGAACAAUGCAGACGUUGAUGUGAAUGAGUCGCGUUAUGUUGCGCGAGUGGAAUCUUUGCUAAAUUUUAACAUGUGCUUGAAGUACGUGGCCAUGGGCAUCUCGUUCAGCCAAGUUGUUCCGCUUUUCCAAAAGACGACCGAGGAGACAGGAAUGGAUAUGAGUUUGAGUGGAUCCGCAUUCACGGAGCAACAGCUGGCGUGUUUGUGUCGUGUGGUGUGUGCUGUCAACUUUCAGACGCUCAAGGAUGCGCUGCGUCGUGUUUGGGCGUUUACUAUCGCGCUUGAAAAGGGAAAUGGCGCAGGUUCGCCUUAUCUGGACGUUCGUGUACGCUUUGAACGCGACGGCCGCGUGUUUGAUUUCCAUUUGAUUUCCGUUCCUAUUCGGGAGGAUUCGCCUCAAAUUACCCAACAUCAAGGCGAACUUAUCGUCAAGUGUUUAGAUGUUGUGGCGCCUGGAUGGAAGUCGCAACUAAUUGGAGUCUCAACUUCCGACUCGUUCUCGAAAAUGCCUUCUUGCGCACGAGUUUUAGUGAACCGUUUGGCGCAAAGUUGCGUAGCCUCAAUUUACUGUGAAUGGGGUCUGGUGUUGCAACUGGAACAGGCAAUUCAGGAAUCUUUCAACGGGUUAUGCAACCAGCGGUUCAUGUCUGGUUUAACUGUACUAGUUGGACAUUUUCGUCGACAACGGGUGUUGAUUCGUGAGAUGAAUGGAGAUUUGUGUCCCAAAUUUGAAGAUGGCCAGUGGCGAUCAAUAACAAAUGUACUGGAGUGGUUUGUUUCGAAUCGCGCACGCCUCGUUAAAUGUGUUCAGGAUACACAACCAACCGGUGCACCUGGAAAGGAGUGGUGGAUCACAGUUCUUGCUGUGAAUAGUAUCAUGGAACGUGUGGACGGUGCGCUCACGAUGCUUCGUGGACCUUCUGCUGCAUUGCGAUCAGCUCGGCGUGCAUACGUUGCUAAGCUUGUGACGGAUCUCGCUGUGAUGACUGGUGCUCUUGGGCCUUUGGCUGUGUCGCAGCAGGCUACAGAUACUUUUGAGUUUGGGGAUUUCUCUGUAAGUAGAGAAGCGACUCUUUCGUUUCUAAAAGAACAAGGCAGCUUUGUGAUAAACGCGGUGAACGAAUUGGAGGUGGACUUCCCGGCUUGUUGUCAAGCAGCUGUGGAAUCUACAGCAAACUUCGCCGUGUCCGUCAUAGCUAGAGCGCAUCAGAUUAUGCUGGAGGGCGACGAGAAUGGCAACAUCACAGCGGCUCCAAGCGCUGCCAUGCCCCCGUUCCUCCCUCAAACUUUGUGUAAGACGCGAAACCAAGUCUUUGCCACGCAUUUGCAGUCACAACGGGUGCGUUUGCUGCAACACUUCUCGGCUGAUCAGAUCGAACUGAUUGAAGACCAGCAUCGAAUGCUACGCACAUCGUACCAGCUUGACGAACACGUGAGCCAACAAAUAAAUGCGCUACCAGCAACCUGUUCAUUUACUGAGGCAUGGAAAGACGCUCGCUUUGGAGGAAAUGACUGCAAACUUCUUCGCGAGUUCUGCGGAGCGAUUGCAUGCGCAGCUACAGACCCAGUGGUGCUGAAAAACACAACCGAAGCCGACUUUUUGCUGAUCAAUUGGCGAAGGAGCCCCUUCGGUCUCUCGCUUGUGGAUUUCUCGUUAGAAGCAGUACUGCAUGCCCAACAGUAUCGUGCUCUGUCUCGCUUACGAGAGUGCUGAAGAGUUUUGAGUAAUAAUACAAUUAUGAAACAACAGUUGGUUGCCCAUUUCCUAGCUUGUACAGACGAUAAGUAGUGUGAUAAUAGUAGCGAGGAAGGCAAGCGAGCAUAUUGUGG